AUGUGUUGCGUUGGGACACGGCCCCCAUCGAGCAACAACAACGGGGGGAAAGAAAAAGUCAAGCUGGCGGCAGAUGAGGAAAAGAGCUUGUUGGUGGAGGAGGAGGAGGAUCAGGCCAGCAGAGGAUCAGACAGUCCUGCAGACAGGGAGUCUCCUGGGCCACAUGACAAGAUAGUCCGUGUUAAGGUGGACUGGAACGUCCCCAUGUCAGUGGUGCUGCCCAUUCAGAUGCAAGUCGACCUCACAAACCAGGAGUUCCCUUUCCUGGACACAACCUUGGCUGAUCUGGGCAUCAAAGAAUCUGAGGUGAAAGAGAGGGUGGUCUGGGUGGACACGAAGAAGACGCAGGUGAAGAACAAAGCAGGGAGGCUGAAGGAGAAGGAGAUCACCAUCCUGGAGGUGAGGGUCAAAGCCCAGAAACCUGGAGAUCCUGCGCUGCAGGAGGUGCUGUACAGCACCGAGGCCCACACUGACCGCUCCUUCUGCCGCACAGGGAUGGACAUACUGCCCUGGAAACAGAGAUACACGGAGGACAACGUCUUGUCACCAGUGAACAUGACAAUGGCGUUGGAUGGGGGAAACAACCAGCCUGACCUGACGAAGGAGAUCUGAAGAAACUAAAGAGCCAACAUUCAGUUCAAUGCAGACAGGGAAUACUUUAACUUUAAACUGACAUGCAGUGUUUGUGUGAAUGGCUUAGUGUGUUGUUGCCUUCUGGCAUGGUCAACCAUUUGUAAAAAGGGAGGAUGCCCCGAACAGCAAAAAAAAAAUUGUAAACAUCAGCUUGACAAAGACCAAAAUUAUUAACAGAAAUAUAAUUCUUUGUUGUCUUUUAAAUGUGUUUUGGUGGAGCUGAGGAUUUUAACAUGACAUUUCCAAACAUUUCAACUUUAUUCCUAUUGUACACUUUUUACCUUAACACUAAAGCAUUGUUUCUCAACUAAAAUACAUAAUAUCCAAAAAAAUAUAUAUUUAAAGCUUCCAUAUAUAAAGCCUACAUGUUCUAAAAGGUAACUCAACAAUUCCCCAGCUCCAUGUAAAACCCUAUUGGAAAAAAAUAAAAAUAAUAAUUAGUCAUUUUAUCAGCAUUAUCAUUUUCAAGCAAAUGCUGUUCACACAAAGACACACAAUGACAAAAACAAAAAAACAUACUUUACCUGUACCAUUUUUAAACAAAAAAAUAAUUUUGUGAUUUUUACUUCACAGUAUUUUAAUUAAUUAAUCUUAAUAAAGUUGCAUUUAAAUACAUGCUGUCCUUCACAUGUUGACAUAGUGUUCUGCGGUUGGAUGAUUUAAUGAAAAAUUAAAUCAUCUUUGGAGAUUUGUAUCAGGGGUUCGUCUGUAUUAAAUUAUUACUCAAGAGUCCUGAAAGAUUUUGGACACACACAAGUAAUAUUGCAUCUAUACACAUAAAUCAGUUUUCUACUCAAGUCUCAGGGCACAUUUGUGCCAAAUUCCAUAAAGGUGAAU
Messenger RNA from Cynoglossus semilaevis (tongue sole), 1470 nucleotides. RefSeq lists its product as uncharacterized. The record is from RefSeq and is a predicted model, not a curated record. Bases 1 to 612 code for a protein of 203 amino acids. NCBI's taxonomy places the organism in Eukaryota, Metazoa, Chordata, Actinopteri, Pleuronectiformes, Cynoglossidae. The transcript has 5 exons.